UAGUUGAGAGACUUGAGGUUGCGCUUAGGCAAUGAUGAAACUAAGAUGGCGUUUAAACCCAGACAGGAUGAACGGGGGAUAGCGAAAUUGGUCACAAAUUGAUUUGAUGGGGACAUCAUUCUCACAGAGAUACUCGUUUACAAGCAAAUUAGUCUUCAAAGUGGACCAUCUUUACACUUAUAAUCAAACAGAAGUGGGUAUAUGGGGGAAGCGACGCUGAAAACGGGCAACUUUACGUGAGCUAUCUGGACCUUGCUUGCUAGCUAACGUUAGCUCGUAACAUUACUAGCUACAGUAGCUAGCUAACCAGCGACAGCUAGCUAACGUAGGUAACGUUAGCCAGCCGAGCUAAACAACAACAACACUGUCAACAGGGAGGAGGGUAGUCUCAGGAGAAAUAAUUGUCUACGGGAUUGUCCGGAGUAUUUUGAUUCAAAAUAAAACAAUUCAUAUCUGUCUUGGGACAGGUACGAAACAGAGAAGGAACCAAUAUUUCCAGUGAAACUUCCACGCCAAUUCGCAGUGCUACCCGAGACCGGAGGUGCUGCCUGGGAUGGGCUGAAAAGUGGAGGCCGUAACGUUAGCUUCAGCCACAGUAAUCGUGACCCAGUGCUGAACAAUAGACCCCGUGAGCUUUCAAGACACCUACACGGCCCAUCAUAUUAUUGGUGACACCUGAGUCCAUAAUUUCCUCUGAUCACGUUGAACGUGUCAGGCAGAGUUGCUGUCCAAGUGCCAGCUAACGUUAUCUAACAUGGCGAUGGAGGGGGAAGACUUUGUGCCUCCUCCGGAGUGCCCAGUUUUCGAGCCGUCAUGGGAGGAGUUUCAGGAUCCCCUGGGCUACAUUGCCAAGAUCCGUCCAAUUGCAGAGAAGUCUGGAAUCUGCAAGAUUCGUCCUCCUGCUGACUGGCAGCCACCCUUUGCUGUGGAGGUGGAUAGCUUCCGCUUCACACCCCGUAUACAGAGACUUAAUGAGCUGGAGGCGGAGACACGAGUCAAGCUAAACUACUUGGACCGGAUCGCCAAGUUCUGGGAGAUCCAGGGAUCCUCUCUCAAGAUCCCAAACAUCGAGAGGCGCAUCCUGGACCUCUUCAGCCUGUCCAAGGUUGUGAUAGAGGAGGGAGGGUUUGAUAUAGUCAGUAAGGAGAGGCGCUGGGCUCGCGUGGCCCAGAAGCUUGGCUACCCUCCAGGCAAGAACAUUGGCUCCCUCCUGCGCUCACACUACGAGAGGAUUGUCUACCCCUUUGAGGUGUUCCACACUGGUGCCAGCCUGCCGCAGACUAAGCCAAAGCUAUAUGAUGGAGAGGAGGUGCAUAGAGAAUACAAGCCCCACUCCAUCCCCCUACGCCAGUCUGUCCAGCCCUCCAAGACGAGCAGCUACGGACGCAGAGCCAAUCGUCUCCAGCCAGACGGUCCAGAGGAUUCUGCCCCCCACCCUCUCUCCACUGGCUCUCAACACAUCUCUACAUCGCCUGAUCCCACAGAGGAGGACAUAGAGAAGAACCCAGAGCUGAAGAAACUACAGAUUUAUGGUGCAGGGCCUAAGAUGAUGGGGCUAGGACUGGUGCCCAGGAAUAAGAGCAUUCCCAAGAAAGAAGAGCUGCCUCAGACUGUGACUGUCCGGGCUGCAGCCCCUGCUGUCCAGGUCAAGGAUCAGCCAGGGGAGGUCAAAGAGAAAGGAGGAGAUGGCAGCACAACCACAACGGCUCCUCCUCCCUCUGAUGCCACGAUAAAGAGUGAGGUGAAGAAAGAGGAAGAGAAACAUGAAGGUGGAGAAGCUCAUGACAACGGGGACCAAGACGGUGGUGAAAACGGUGACGGGCCCUGCACCAAGAUGACCAUGAGGCUGAGACGUAACCUCGGCAACCCUCAGUUUGUGGAUUCGUUUGUGUGCCGGAUGUGUGGCCGUGGCGACGAGGAUGAGAAGCUCCUGCUGUGUGACGGUUGUGAUGACAACUACCACACCUUCUGUCUGCUGCCCCCUCUCACUGAGGCCCCCAAGGGCAACUGGCGCUGCCCAAAAUGUGUGGCCGAGGAGUGUAAGAGGCCAGCGGAGGCCUUUGGUUUUGAGCAGGCUACUAGAGAAUACACCCUGCAGAGUUUUGGGGAGAUGGCUGACACCUUCAAAGCAGACUACUUCAACAUGCCUGUCCAUAUGGUUCCGACAGAGCUGGUGGAGAGAGAGUUCUGGCGCUUGGUCAGUAGUAUAGAGGAGGACGUGACAGUGGAGUAUGGAGCAGACAUCCACUCGAAAGAUUUUGGCAGUGGAUUCCCCAUGAACAACGGCAUGAAGAACCUCUCACAAGAGGAAGCGGACUAUGCCCGGAGUGGCUGGAACCUGAACGUGAUGCCAGUUCUGGAGCAGUCCCUGCUGUGCCACAUCAACGCAGACAUCUCUGGCAUGAAGGUGCCCUGGCUCUACGUGGGCAUGGUCUUCUCCGCUUUCUGCUGGCACAUUGAAGACCACUGGAGCUACUCCAUCAACUACCUGCACUGGGGUGAGCCUAAGACGUGGUACGGGGUUCCCUCUGUAGCAGCAGAGCGGUUAGAGGAGGUGAUGAAGAAGCUGACCCCAGAGCUGUUUGAAUUCCAGCCUGACCUCCUCCACCAGCUGGUCACUAUUAUGAACCCCAACAUCCUCAUGGCUCACGGGGUCCCGGUUGUGCGCACCAACCAAUGUGCUGGCGAGUUUGUCAUCACUUUCCCCAGAGCUUACCACAGCGGCUUCAAUCAGGGAUACAACUUUGCUGAAGCUGUCAACUUUUGCACUGCAGACUGGCUGCCCGCAGGGCGCUCCUGUAUCGAGCACUACCGUCGUCUGCGACGGUACUGUGUGUUCUCCCAUGAGGAGCUGACCUGUAAGAUGGCCGCCUGCCCAGAGAAGCUAGACCUCAACCUGGCCGCUGCCACGCACAGAGAGAUGUUCAGCAUCGUCCAGGAGGAGAGGGAGCUACGCAAGGGCUUGCUGGAGAGGGGCAUCACAGAGGCUGAGAGGGAGGCGUUUGAGCUGCUACCUGAUGAUGAGAGGCAGUGUGAUAAUUGCAAGACCACCUGCUUCCUGUCGGCCCUGGCCUGCUCAAACUGCACUGAACGCCUCGUCUGUCUCUACCACACUCAGGACCUCUGUAACUGCCCCACAGACAAACUCUACCUCAGGUACAGGUACACACUGGAUGAGCUGCUGGCCAUGCUACACCGGCUCAAAGUGCGAGCCGAGUCGUUUGAUUCCUGGGCCAACAGAGUGAAAGAGGCUCUGGAGCAGGAAGAGGGCAACAAGACAGGCGUCACGGAUCUGGAGGUGCUGAAGGCAGAGGCAGCAGAGAAGAAGUUCCCUGACAACGAGCUGCUCCAGAGACUCAACACUGCCCUGACUGACACACAGCACUGUCAGCAGACCAGCACUGAGCUCCUCAACAAGACACUGACCAGGAGGAUGACCCUGGCUGAACUCAAGGCUCUAGUGGAGAAGAUGGAGAACCUGCCCUGUGUGAUAAGCCAGCUGGAGGACGUACAGGCGGUCCUGCGUACGAUAGAGGGAUUCCAGACUCAGGCCCAGGCUCUAGUGAGCGACAGGGACUGGCGGCGAGACGCCCCUCCCCCAGAGCAGCUCCAGGCACUGUUGGAGCAGGGGGCUGGCUUACCUGUCGAUGCCCCUGAGUGUGAGCUCCUGAAGGGGAUGCAGGAGCAGAGCCGCUGGCUAGGCGAGGUGCGCCGGACCAUGGGGCCCGAGGGGAGUGAGGUGACCCUGGUGGUCCUCAGGAACCUGAUGGAGGCGGGCUGCAUCGUGCCCCAGAGCGUCUCUGUGGAAACCGCCAUGGCAGAGCUGCAGGAGCUGCUGACGAUAGCAGAACGCUGGGAGGAGAAGGCCCAGAUCUGUUUGGAGCAACGGCAGAAGCACCCUCUGUCCACCUUGGAGGCCAUAGUGAACGAGGCCCAGCUCAUCCCAGUCAAGCUGCCCAACAUCCUGUCUCUCCGGGGCUGUCUGAGCCGGGCCAGGGCCUGGGUCACUGACCUGGAGGAGAUCCAGAAUGGGGAGCACUACCCGUGUCUGGAUGACCUGGAGGGCCUGGUGGCGAUAGGUAGAGACCUGCCAGUCAGGAUGGAGGAGCUGAGGCAGCUGGAGCUGCAGGUAGCCAGCGCCCACUCCUGGAGAGACAAGGCCUCCAAGACCUUCCUGAAGAAGAGCAGCCAGCACAGCCUGCUACAGGUGUUGUGUCCGUGCGUGGAGAAGCGUAAAGCGAGGGGAGCGGAGACGAGUUGUUUAGAUGACACCGAUACCAACACUCUGGGCCUUUCUGCUCAGGACCUGAGAGACCCUGGAGCCAUUGUGACGGCGUUUAAAGAAGGAGAGCACCAGGAGAAAGGGGCUCUGCUGAGGCUCCAGCAGGUCAACCUGUCUAAACCAGGUGUGGAGAAGAAAGCAGAGAAAGAGGUAAAGACUGAGCAGGAGGACAAGGAGAACGGAGGUGGGAGGUGGGGGGAGGACACCAUGGAGCUGGACACAGCUCUCCACUCUGAGAACUGUGGAAAGGGGAACGGGGACAGUAACCACACAACGACAGGCAGUGCCUCUCCUCAGUCAGUGUGUGUGUGUGGCCGGGCGCCUCGCCCCCCUCUGCUGCGCUGCCACCUGUGUAAAGACUGGUUCCACGGUGGGUGUGUCCCGUUCCCCUCCCUCCUGCUCCCCUCCUCAGCGCCCCCCACCAACCCCCUCUGCUGGUGGGACUGGGACUCACGCUUCCUGUGCCCCCGGUGCCAGCGCUCGCGGCGCCCGCGUCUGGAGACCAUCCUGGCCCUGCUGGUGGCGCUCCAGAGGCUGCCCGUCCGUCUGCCAGAGGGAGAGGCUCUGCAGUGUCUCACAGAGAGGGCCAUCACCUGGCAGGGGCGCGCCAAGGAGGCACUGGACACCCCAGAGAUACAGGGGGCACUAGAGAGGCUGCAGGAGCUUAAACAGAACCAGCCUCACAGGGAGGGAGAGGAGGACAGGAAGAAAGGGAACUCUGAGUCGGUGAUAGUGCUGUCGGAUUCGGAGGGAGGGGAGGGAGAGGGAGUGAUAGACCUCACAGAGGAGAACUCUCCCAAGAAGACCCUAAAGAAAGAGAUGAACGGUGGCACGCAGGCUGAAUGUGAAAACGGCGUAAGCCGUUACAAUGUAACAGGUGUGGGCUCUCUGUUGCCGCUGGUCCCUUCACUAAAAGGCCCAGUGAUAGAGCUGUCCCUGACCACCAGGACCCAGCUAGAGGAGUUACAGCUGGAGGGAGACCUGCUGGAGGUGUCUCUGGACCAGACCAGCAUCAUCCACAGGGUCCUCCAGGCUGCUUCAGAGCCACAGAGACACACACUCCAAACACUCAUACUGAUUGAGCUCCAGGAGCAGAAAGGAGCGGGCCGUGGGGGGCGGGCCAAGGACAAGAGGAAGAGGAAGAGCCAGAGGGGCGACACAGGGGCGGAGGGAGGACCCCAGUCCCAGGACACCUCAGAGUCCAAGAAGACCCGGCCCCUCAACCACACUCCCUCCCACAUUCCCAUCCAGACACACCCUGAGAUCUUAUGAUAUGGUUAUGGAUGCAACACUGGAGAAAGGAAUGGUCAGACGUUUGGACAUAAUAGAAUGGACAGAUCACUCUGGGCCGAAAGACAGCGUCAAACUGUAGAAGGAAAGAUGCAGGCCAUCCCCAACCGUCUACAGCUCCCCCUCCCCGUCUACAGCUCCCCCUCCCCGUCUACAGCUCCCCCCACCCGUCUACAGCUCCCCCCCACCCGUCUACAGCUCCCCCCCACCCGUCUACAGCUCCCCCUCCCCGUCUACAGCUCCCCCGUCUAUCCCAUCUUCUUAAACACUAACACAGUGAUUCUCUCUUUCUGAGCUCCUACAUCUAGAUUCUAUACUCCUGUCUAAUUCUCCUGCCCUCCCACUCUAUUCUGAUCUUUCUCUUCUGCCCUGUACUUUACACCCCCCCCCUCUGUCUGUCUUUCGCUAUCUACCUCCCUCCAUCCUCCCAGUGAACGUGAACGGAGUGUGUGAGCUGGCUUCGUCAUUGGAGAGUCUCUUGGUCUUAAUUAGGGAUCCAGGUCAGUCAGUCGGUAUGCUAUGUGUUUUCAGCUCUAUUAAAUGCUAGUUUGGAACAAGCCUCAGACAGACAGACAGACACAGUGGUCCGGUUAAGUUGACCCACACAUACCCACUUACUGAAGUAGAAAUGAAUGAUAUUGAUUUAUUUUUCUGGGGUUUUUGGGCAUGAAGCUUACUUACAGCUGAAGUUCAGUACAGUGGAAGGUUGUGAAUCACAGCAGAUCAUAGGUGUCGAUGGUCACCGUGGUAACACUUGUAUUUUUUUGUAUUUUAUCUUGUUUGUUGAUGCUGGGUUGUCAGAGGGGAUUUUGCAUUUUGAAUAAAAACCCAUUUGGAUAUUUUGGGAAUGUUUUUUGGUGCUACUUUCCCAAAAUAGGUAUCUCUUUCAUUCUCUCACUUUUACUUGCUCUUGCUCUCUUUCACUACUCUCUCUUUCAUUAGUUUGGAUCCCCUCAGAUUUAUCCUUUUAUUCUGUCCUGUUUUUCAGUCUCAUAUUUCUUCCCGCUCCCUCCCUUUCUCUCUCCCUUCCAAACUAAAGUAACACUUCACUUUAUCACAAUUUACUUUUUCUCCUCUUGGUUAAAAUAAUAAUUAUUGGUAUUGAUAUUGCAGACACACAGUUGUCGUGCGUUUGUGUAUAAACUUUUCAUUUCAAUGUUGCCUUUUGUUUCUUUUCACUCUUGUUAGAAAAUAAAAGUUUAGAAUUGUUUUAGGAA
Salvelinus namaycush (lake trout) is the source of this 6789-nucleotide messenger RNA. RefSeq names its product lysine-specific demethylase 5C-like. Gene Ontology annotation, molecular function: DNA binding; histone demethylase activity. Lineage: Eukaryota; Metazoa; Chordata; Actinopteri; Salmoniformes; Salmonidae. The record is from RefSeq and is a predicted model, not a curated record. Gene Ontology annotation, biological process: chromatin remodeling. The transcript is spliced from 28 exons. The coding region runs from base 755 to 5554 and encodes 1599 amino acids. Gene Ontology annotation, cellular component: nucleus.